CUGCACAGCAGAAAAGCCCGACUCCCUUAUCUCUGCGAGGCGCUCCCUGGAAACGGAUACCGAGGACUACCUCUGCGACUAGGGACUCAGAAAGCAGCACUCCGGUUAUCCGACGUAUUUUGGCCUGCAAGGCUAACUUCCGGUUCCGCUGCCGGUUCCGGUCCCUACCUUCCACUUCCGGUCGCUUGGGUUCCGCUGCGGCCGGUUUCUGCGUCCGCUGCCGCUGGUUCCGCCGCGCUUCAGGUGUUUUUUCUCUAAAGGAAAGCUGCCUUAUAUGUUUUAAGGAUGGCUCUGCCUAUCAUCGUAAAGUGGGGUGGGCAGGAAUACUCAGUGACCACACUUUCAGAAGAUGACACUGUGUUGGAUCUCAAGCAGUUUCUCAAGACUCUUACAGGAGUGCUACCAGAACGCCAGAAGUUACUUGGACUCAAAGUGAAAGGCAAACCUGCAGAAAAUGAUGUUAAGCUUGGAGCUCUCAAACUGAAACCAAAUACUAAAAUCAUGAUGAUGGGAACUCGUGAGGAGAGCUUGGAAGAUGUCUUAGGUCCACCCCCUGACAAUGAUGAUGUUGUCAACGAUUUUGAUAUUGAAGAUGAAGUAGUUGAAGUAGAAAACAGGGAAGAAAACUUACUGAAAAUUUCUCGCAGAGUAAAAGAGUACAAAGUGGAAAUUUUGAAUCCUCCCAGGGAAGGGAAAAAACUCUUGGUUCUAGAUGUUGAUUAUACAUUAUUUGACCAUAGGUCUUGUGCGGAGACUGGGGUAGAGUUAAUGCGGCCAUAUCUUCAUGAAUUCCUGACUUCUGCCUAUGAGGAUUAUGACAUUGUUAUUUGGUCUGCAACAAAUAUGAAGUGGAUUGAAGCUAAAAUGAAAGAGCUGGGAGUGAGUACAAAUUCAAAUUAUAAGAUUACCUUCAUGUUGGACAGUGCUGCUAUGAUAACAGUACAUACUCCGAGGAGAGGACUGAUAGAUGUAAAGCCUCUUGGUGUUAUAUGGGGAAAGUUUUCGGAGUUUUACAGCAAAAAAAAUACCAUCAUGUUUGAUGACAUAGGAAGAAAUUUUCUAAUGAACCCACAGAAUGGACUAAAGAUAAGGCCUUUUAUGAAAGCGCACCUAAAUCGAGAUAAAGACAAAGAACUCUUAAAACUAACUCAGUACCUCAAGGAAAUAGCAAAAUUAGAUGAUUUUUUGGACCUAAAUCACAAGUAUUGGGAAAGGUAUCUUUCAAAGAAGCAAGGACAGUAGGUCCAGAUUAUUCUGAAGAUACUUGAGAUCCAGGAACUCUUGCUUUUAUGCUAGAAAUCAUUAUGAUAGUGCUGGACACUGAAGCAUACACCAGACGGCUUAUACUUGGUCUUCCAGUAUUUUGUAAAUUUAAUUUUAUAUUUUUUGAAGAUCAUAGCAAUAUGCUAAAAAAAAUCCUUUUUCUCCUCUAUAUGAACAUACUCUUACUCUUGAAAAAUAUUUUCUCGAGCAUUGACAACUGAGUUUUCUCCCACACAAA
Condylura cristata (star-nosed mole) is the source of this 1501-nucleotide messenger RNA. It is a transcript of the gene UBLCP1, whose product is annotated as ubiquitin-like domain containing CTD phosphatase 1. Lineage: Eukaryota; Metazoa; Chordata; Mammalia; Eulipotyphla; Talpidae. Gene Ontology annotation, molecular function: protein binding; protein serine/threonine phosphatase activity. The transcript has 11 exons. Gene Ontology annotation, cellular component: nucleus. The record is from RefSeq and is a predicted model, not a curated record. The coding region runs from base 286 to 1242 and encodes 318 amino acids. Gene Ontology annotation, biological process: protein dephosphorylation.